AUGUGUAUAUUACAGUGUUGUGUACCAUUGUUACAAUGUGAUGGUUGGAAUAUAACUACAAUUGAAGGUUUAGGUAACACUAGAGAUGGUAUUAAUCCUAUACAACAACGUCUAGCUGAUUAUAAUGGUACACAAUGUGGUUUCUGUAGUCCUGGUCAGGUCAUGUCUAUGUACAGUUUAUUGAAGACGAAUCCCCAUCCUACCAUGGAAGAAGUAGAACAGAUAAUGGACAAUGUAGUAUGUCGAUGUACAGGUUACAGAUCAAUCCUGGAUGCAAUGAAAUCAUUUUCUGCUGAUGCUGGUCCUGAUCUUCCUGGUGGCCUAAUUGAUAUUGAGGAUUUAGAGAGAAAGAUUUGUAAGAAAACUGGUAAUCCAUGUACUGGAAAAUGUUCUUCUGACCAACCACAGACCAUGUUACAUAUGGUGACGGCUGGAAGUCAGUGGUUAAAACCAACCAAUAAACAAGAGCUUUGCACAUUACUAAACCAACAUAAGGCAGAUAAUUACAGACUUCUACAUGGUAACACUGGCUUUGGUGUGUAUAAAGAUAUUAGUGAUUGGAAUUAUUCUGUUUUGAUUGAUAUCAGAGGUGUUGUAGAUUUCAAUAUAAUUCAGCUAGGGGGAAAAACUCUAAAACUUGGUGCCAACUUGACAUUAACAAAUCUACUGGAGUAUUUCAAUACAAAAGCUGCUGCUGGUAACGACAGAAUGACAUCAUUCUACUCAAAUAUUUCUCUACAUUUAGAAAAAAUUGGUACAACUUCUAUUAGAAAUCUUGGAACUUGGGCUGGAAACCUGAUGAUGAAGAACAAACAUCCAGAGUUUAUAUCUGAUAUCUACGUUAUAUUUGAGGCUAUGAAAACCCUUCUGGUUAUUGUUGAUAGUACUGGUAAAGAAAUGAAUUACAAUAUCGCAGACUUCUUGAAACUGGACAUGACAGGCAAGGUCAUCACCAUGGCAAUAAUACCUCUUGUUACCGAUGCCAACAUCAACAUUAGAAGUUUCAAGUCCAUGCCCAGGCAUCAGAAUGCUCAUGCAUAUGUGUCUGCUGGUUUUAAUAUGGAGGUCGAUGCCUCAAAGAAUUAUUUAGUUGGGCGAAAUCCUGUCCUGGCAUAUGCUGGAAUCAGCAAGACAUUUACUCGAGCUACUUUAACAGAGAAUUAUCUUUCUGGAAAACAACUUGGUGAUCCAAACGUUCUUAAAGGAGCUUUGACAACAUUAUCUGGUGAAUUAGUUACAGACACAGUAACGUCACUCACUCCAGGUUCAUACAGACAAAAUGUUGCCAUCGCUUUCUUUUAUAAGUUUGUAUUGGAUAUAUGUAGCGAGAUUGUAAAUACUCGAUAUCUGAGUGGUUGUACUGACCUCAUCCGACCUUUAUCGUCUGGAAAACAGAUAUACAGUACAGAUCCAGAUGAAUAUCCAGUCUCACGGCCAAUGAUUAAACAAAAUGCUACAAUACAGACAUGUGGAGAAGCUGACUUUAUUAAUGAUACACUACCCCAGUAUGGUGAGGUUUAUGCUGCAUUUGUUAUCAGUACUGUUGGUAAUGCUGAUAUAGAUGUCAUUGAUCCAUCACCAGCUUUGGCAGUACCAGGUGUAUUAAAGUAUAUCUCAGCUAAAGAUAUACCAGCAGGUGGGAUAAAUAAUUGUUAUCCUGUAAGUGAUUCUGCAGCACCUGAAGAAGUAUUUUGUAGUGGUAAAGUUAAUUUUGCUGGUCAACCUCUUGGAUUGAUAGUAGCAGAGGACCAAAUAACUGCUGAUCGUGCUGCUGAAAUGGUUAAAGUUACGUAUAAAAAUGUUCUGCCUCCGAUUUUAACUAUUGAUUCUGCCAUUCGAAAUAAUUCAUUCUUUACACCUAUAACUGGACUUAGUGCUGGAGAUCCAGAUGGUGCCAUAGCUAAAUCAGUUCAUAAACUAACAGGCCAGAUAUCUUGUACCGAACAGUAUCAUUAUCAUCUCGAAACACAGAUAUCAAUUUGCUACCCCACGGAAGAUGGAAUGAAUAUAUUGGCAGGUGCACAGUGGAUCAAUGGAAUUCAACGAGCAGUUAGUCAGGUUUUAAAUGUCCCUGCUAGUACUAUAACAGUAGAAGUAAAGAGAAUAGGUGGAGCUUUUGGGGCUAAAAUUACACGUAAUUGUCCCGUAUCAACAGCUUGUGCAUUGGCAGCUCACAUUUUAAACAGACCUGUCCGUUUGAUGGUGAAUAUCCAUACCAACAUGAAAACACUAGGAAAAAGAAUGCCAUGUCAAGCUCGAUAUACAGUUGGUUUUACGGAUGACGGUUUGUUAAAUGGUGUUAAAGUUGACUAUUACAAUGAUUGUGGAAUGACAGCUAAUGAUAUUUCUGGCGUUGUCAGAAUGCCAGGAUGGUUAGAUAACGCGUAUUAUUGUGCUAAUUGGAAGAUGACACCAUAUUUAUGUAAAACAAAUAAACCACCACAUACUACAUGCAGAUCACCAGGGUCGACAACCGCUGUAUUUAUUAUGGAGACUAUCAUGGAACAUGUAGCUAAAUCACUGAAUAAAGAUCAACUUGAUGUCCGUAAAUUGAACUUGUAUCAACAGGGUCAGAAAACUCCAUUAGGAUUGGUAUUAAAAUAUUGUAAUAUUCGAUCAAUGGUUACACAGUUAGAGACGUCUGCUCAAAUUGCAAGCAGAAAGCAACAAGUUGCCCAGUACAACGCCGCCAAUCGAUGGAAGAAACGUGGUAUAUCUGUCAUGCCAUUAAAGUUUGCCGUAAAUUGGAAAGGGUCACAGUAUAACACAUUAAUUAAUAUUAGUAAUGGAGAUGGAAGUAUUGCCAUAUUUCAUGGUGGAGUCAAUAUGGGACAAGGAAUCAACAUCAAGGUGGCCCAGACAUGUGCAUAUGAGUUGGGCGUUCCAAUGGAUAUCAUAAGCGUAAAGAAGACAUCUACUAUGACUAACUGUAAUUCUCAUACAACCGGUGGUAGCGUUACAAGUGAACUUUGUUGUCUGAGUGUUAUAGAAUGCUGUAAAAUGUUGAAGGAAAGAAUGGCGCCAGUUAAAGCUAAGAUGGUAAAUCCAUCAUGGAAGGAUUUAGUUGUUAAAUGUUACAAUCAAGGUGUUGAUAUUACAGCUAGAUAUGUAACAGAGCCUACGAAUGUCGGCACCUAUACUCGUUAUAAUGCAUAUGGUGUGUGUUGUUCGGAAGUGGAACUUGAUGUUCUUACUGGAGAACAUCAAAUACUGAGAGUAGACCUUCUGUUUGAUGCUGGUAAAAGUAUGAAUCCAGAUGUUGAUAUUGGACAAGUAGAGGGAGGAUUUGUUAUGGGUUUGGGUCGCUUUUUAACAGAGAGAGUCAUCUAUGAUUCUACUACUGGUGAAAACCUUACAUCAAAUACAUGGGACUAUCACCCACCAAUGCCCAAGGACAUACCAAUUGAUUUUAGAGUUGAGUUUUUGAAAAAUUCUAACAACGUUAAUGGAGUUCUAGGAUCAAAGUCGGUAGGGGAAGCACCUGUUCUUAUGUCCAUUUCUGCUUUCUUGGCAGUAAAACAUGCUAUUGAAGCUGCAAGAAAAGAAAUAUCCAAGGAUAUAUACUUCACUUUAUAUGGACCUGCGACAGUGGAUACAGUUCAACUAAACUGUCUUACAGAUAUCACAAACUUAACCUACGGAAAUUAACCUUUAAGGCAAUUAAUCUAAGUAAUAAAAAAAACCACAGAAAAACUAUGAGAUCAGUACUGUACAAUUUACUUAUGUAAAUUAAUUUUGAAAACAGUUCCAUUUUUAAAAUCAAAUUUUUGUAUUUAUUAGCAUAGCUGAUUAAUAUUUUUUAAAUAUUUUAUUCUCAGAAGUCGAUUUAGGAUCAGGCUAGGCCUAUAAUACCUCCCUCCAACAAUAUGAUAUUGAUGAAAACAAUUUUUAAAUGUGAAACUUAUCUCACCUACAUACUAUAUUGUAUAAUAUUCUAGUUGUUGAUAAUUAUAUAUUUAUCAAAUUUCAUUACUUAUAAAACGUGGUUGUUGAAAGUCCAUGUGUCCAACUGAGACACAGCAGUUUACAUAUUUAUAUGUAUAUUUUAGAUAAAGACAAGAAUAAUGUUUAGAUCAACUAAUAUUUCAUAAGUAAUAUCUUCAACAACUGUGCAAUAUAGAUUAAUAUUUUAUAUGUCAAAUAAUUUCUUCUACAAAU
This is a messenger RNA of Patella vulgata (common limpet), 4158 nucleotides long. RefSeq lists its product as uncharacterized. Bases 1 to 3648 code for a protein of 1215 amino acids. Gene Ontology annotation, molecular function: FAD binding; oxidoreductase activity; iron ion binding. The record is from RefSeq and is a predicted model, not a curated record. The transcript is spliced from 32 exons. Lineage: Eukaryota; Metazoa; Mollusca; Gastropoda; Patellidae.